Messenger RNA from Mirounga angustirostris (Northern elephant seal), 2044 nucleotides. It is a transcript of the gene GPNMB, whose product is annotated as glycoprotein nmb. The record is from RefSeq and is a predicted model, not a curated record. Lineage: Eukaryota; Metazoa; Chordata; Mammalia; Carnivora; Phocidae. Gene Ontology annotation, biological process: cell adhesion. Gene Ontology annotation, cellular component: plasma membrane. Gene Ontology annotation, molecular function: integrin binding. The transcript has 11 exons. Bases 126 to 1796 code for a protein of 556 amino acids.
CCUGUAUUUAAUUAAAAGAAGGAGUGGGGCAGGGCCGAGCCAGAAGAGCACUGUUGUUCUUAGCGGGGGGAGCCAGAGGAGUUAAAAAGUUAAACCUUGAUUGCCUGGGUCUGUGAGAAUUCAGCAUGGAAUGUCUCUACUGUUUCCUGGGAUUUCUGCUUCUGGCUGCAAGAUUGCCGCUUGAUGCUGCCAAACGAUUUCAUGAUGUGCUGAGCAAUGAAAGAACUUCUGAUUAUAUGAGGGAGCACAACCAACUGGCUGGUUGGUCUUCAGAUGAAAAUGAAUGGAAUGAAAAACUGUAUCCAGUGUGGAAGAAGGAAGACCCAAGGUGGAAAAACUGCUGGAAAGGAGGCCAUGUGCAGGCGAUUCUGACCAGUGAUUCACCAGCACUUGUGGGCUCAACUAUCACGUUUGUGGUAGACCUGGUAUUCCCCAGAUGCCAAAAGGAAGAUGUCAGUGGCAACAUAGUCUAUGAGAAGAACUGCAGAAAUGAUAUUGGUCCAUCUCCUGACCUGUAUGUUUACAACUGGACUGAGGAAGGUGGCUGGGGAAAUAGCCCCAACCAACACCAUCACCACGUGUACCCUGACGGAAAGCCUUUCCCUCACCACCCUGGAUGGAAGAGAUGCAAUUUUGUCUACGUCUUUCACACACUUGGUCAGUAUUUGCAGAAAUUAGGACGGGGUUCAGCAAGAGUUUCUAUAAACACAGCCAAUGUGACACUUGGCCCUCAACUCAUGGAAGUAAUUGUUUACAGAAGACACCAACAUGCAUAUGUCCCCAUCGCAAAAGUGAAAGACGUGUACGUGGUAACAGAUCACGUUCCUGUAUUUGUGACUAUGUAUCAGAAGAAUGAUCGAAAUUUAUCUGAUGAAACGUUCCUCAGGGACCUCCCCAUUAUGUUCAAUGUCCUGAUUCACGACCCUAGUCACUUCCUCAAUGAGUCGGCCAUUUACUACAAGUGGAACUUCGGGGAUAAUACUGGUCUGUUUGUUUCCAACAACCCAACUUUGAAUCACACAUACGUGCUCAAUGGAACCUUCAGCCUUAACCUCACUGUACAGGCUGCGGUACCUGGACCUUGUCCUUCGCCUUCGCCCACACCUCCGAAACCCACCUCUCCUUUAUCAGCAGCCGGUGACAACCCCCUGGAGCUGAGGGAGACUCCUGAUGAAACCUGCCACAUUAACAGAUACGGUUACUUUAGAGCCACCAUCACGAUUGUAGACGGAAUUCUGGCGGUCAACAUCAUCCAGAUGACGGACGUUCUGGUGCCCGCGCCACAGCCUGACAACUCGCUGAUGGAUUUCGUCGUGACCUGCCAAGGGAUCAUGCCCACAGAGGUCUGUACCGUAGUUUCUGACCCUAGCUGCCAGAUCACCUACAACACGGUCUGCGACCCUGUAGAUGUGAACACAGGUGAUUCGUGCUUACUGACUGUGAGAAGAGCCUUCAGGGGGUCUGGGACAUACUGUCUGAACCUCACUCUGGGUGAUGAUAGAAGCCUGGCCCUCACGAGCACCCUCGUCUCUGUCCCUGCAAGAGACCCAGCUUCCCCUUCAAGCAUGGCAAAUGGUGCCCUGGUCUCCGUUGGCUGCUUAGCCAUAUUUGUCACUGUGAUCACCCUUUUGGUAUACAAAAAACACAAGGAAUACAAAUACCUGAUAGGAAACGGUACUGGGAUCAUGAUCAAAGGCAAAGGCCUGAAUGUCUUCCUUAACCACGCAAAGGCCCUGUUCUGCCCUGGGAACCAGGAACAAGAUCCAUUGCUCAAACACCAGCCGGGAACUGUUUAAAUCUUCAGCUUUCUUUCUGACCAACAGCUCACUCCUCAGGUGAGCUAUGCCAGAGUUGAUGACUAUUAACUUCUGUUCCUAAAGAUUAUUGUUAAACUCUCUACUGGGGCUUAGGGAGGUCCAAAGGGUUUUUUUAUAGGCUAAAUGACAUCUUAGAGAAGUGGAGAAGAAUCACACUGUGCGCGGCCUCAGCCGUGUUAUAGAACUGAUAAAACCAGUUAGCACUGCUUUCUUUCAUUAUGAUUUAU